GGGAUAUCUUGAAGCGGCAUGUCGUCGCGGUCGCUCGUGGACCGAGCGGCGGCACUGAACGCGGCGAAUGCAGCGGCCACCGCGCGCGGGCGAAGAGCCGCGUCGGCUGCCGAAGCCGCUUUGGCGUCCGUGCGCAGUGUGAGCGCCAUCACCGUGAGCGAGGCGGACAACGAAGACGACGACGAAGGCGAUGUGAUGGCGCUGCCCGAGAACCCAAAGGAGCUGGCAAAAGAGCUGUCGUUUUCGUCCAACUCGCGGCGGUCGAGUCAAGCCAACUGGAAGGAGACGAUCCAGAGCUUGAGUCCGCGGCGCCACAGCCGCGUGCUCGGCGAGCACCCACCAAGCUUGGUCUCGAGCUUGAAUCGUCCGAUCGCUGCUUCGAGCAAGUCCAUGUCCGAGUUUUGCGACGAGCAUAGCACGUCGAUUGCCGAUCUGCAGGAGGCUAUCAACAAGCUUGCCGCGUUGAACCGGACCACGGAAAGCGCAGUUGCCACCAUGCUAGAGAACAUCGACAAGCUCCAAGCCGACGAAAAGGAUCUCCAGCGCAAAGCGGUGCAGACGACUACGGUGCUCGAAAAGCAAAAGCACACCCAAAUGAGCCAUGAAGCCAAGUACCUCGAAGCCGAGGCCGACCUCGCGUCCAAGACGUUUGCGCUGGACGACGCCAAGCGCAGCGAAGCCAAAGCAGCGAUGGCGGCCAAAGCCAUCGAGAUCCGCCUUGAACGGGCACUGCAAGACGUGGAGAAGGUCAAGCGCGAGCUACGGGACGAGCGGGCCACAAAAGGCGGUCCUGCUGUACCCAAGGUCGACCAUGACAAAGUCCUCCGCGAUACCAAGCGGGCCGAGAAGCAAAAAAGUGAGCUCCUCGUCGCGUACAAGAAGCAAGCCAAGCUCAUCGAGGUUCUCAAGCGGCAGCGAAUCCACCUUGAAGCAGCCAAGGACUUGGAGCUCACCGAAGCAGAGUUUGCGAAAACGGUGGAUCUGGGAAAUCUCUAGUCGGUAUCUUUGGUCUCAGUCAAUACAUUUUCCUACUACGGU
Molecule: messenger RNA, 1038 nt
Organism: Saprolegnia diclina VS20
Lineage: Eukaryota; Oomycota; Saprolegniomycetes; Saprolegniales; Saprolegniaceae
Exons: 8
Coding region: 19-996 (325 amino acids)
Source: RefSeq, a predicted model, not a curated record